AUGGGAUAUGCAGGUGAUUGUGAUGAUGAUGCUGUGAAGCACUCUUCUGACGAUGUUGCUUCACAAGAAAAUGCCAAAAUGAAGCCUUCUGCUGCUGUUGUCUCCGAGAAGGAGCAAAUUGGAGUGAAGCCUUUUGAAGCUGCUAAAGAAAAGAAUGAAGAGAACCCUUCUGCUGAUGCUGAUGUUGCUGAUGAUGAGGAUGAGAAAGAUAUGGAGUUUUCUGAGGCUGUUAAAGAAGAGAGCAAAGAGGAGCCUUCUGUUGAUGGCGCUGUUAUUAAUGAUGAGGAAGACAAAGAAAUGGAGUGUCUUGAAGCUGCUGAAGAAAAGAAAGAAGAGGACCCUUCUGAUAAUAAUGCUUUUACUGAUGUGGAAAACAAAGAAAUGGAGUCUUCUGAAGAAGCUGCUGAAGAGAAGAAGGAAGACGAGCCUUCUGCUGAUAAGGGAGGAAAAGACAAGGAGGGUUUUGAAACUGGUGAAGAAAAGAAUGAAAAAGAAUCUUCUGCUGAUAAGGAGUCCGGUGUUGAAACUGCUGAAGAAAAACAUGAAGAGGAGCCUUCUGGUGCUGCUGGAGAGAAACCUGCUGUAAAAGAGUCUUCUGAUGCUGCACAUAAACGUAUGAAGUUUCUAUUUGACCUCAACGAGCUUCCUGGUGAUGAAGAUGAUGAAGACAUGCCUUAA
Neltuma alba is the source of this 678-nucleotide messenger RNA. RefSeq names its product glutamic acid-rich protein-like. NCBI's taxonomy places the organism in Eukaryota, Viridiplantae, Streptophyta, Magnoliopsida, Fabales, Fabaceae. The coding region runs from base 1 to 678 and encodes 225 amino acids. The transcript has a single exon. The record is from RefSeq and is a predicted model, not a curated record.